Ananas comosus (pineapple) is the source of this 3987-nucleotide messenger RNA. RefSeq names its product vacuolar protein sorting-associated protein 52 A-like. Gene Ontology annotation, biological process: Golgi to vacuole transport; endocytic recycling; retrograde transport, endosome to Golgi. Lineage: Eukaryota; Viridiplantae; Streptophyta; Magnoliopsida; Poales; Bromeliaceae. Bases 524 to 2629 code for a protein of 701 amino acids. Gene Ontology annotation, molecular function: syntaxin binding. Gene Ontology annotation, cellular component: GARP complex. The record is from RefSeq and is a predicted model, not a curated record. The transcript has 24 exons.
GCAAAUUUCUCGUCGAACGGAGCAGAGUGAAAGGAUCGGCUCUCUCUCUCUCUCUCUCUCUCUCUCUCUUCUUCGCAUAGAUCCGCGAUUUCGCCACUAGAGGCGCCAUUCCAAUCUCCAAACCCUAGCUCGCUCUAAUCCCUAAUGGUCUCAUUGAAUGUUAAAUGUUGGCGUCACCUCGAUCAACAAGAAAACUAGGAUUUUUGCUGAUUCCUAGUUUGAAAAAGACGUGUAAGAUGAUCAAGAACAGUCUCAUUGAAUGUUAAAUGUUGGCGUCACCUUGAUCAACGAGAAAACUAGGAUUUUUGCUGAUUCCUAGUUUGAAAAAGACGUGUAAGAUGAUCAAGAACGGUCUCUUCGAAUGUUAAAUGUUGGUGUCACCUUGAUCAACAAGAAAACUAGGAUUUUUGAUAUUUAUAGUUUGAAUAAGACGUGUAAGAUGAUCAAUAACGUAUGAUAUGGAUCUGUCAGAAGGUAAAUUUACAUGUGGCCUUGGUAAAUAAGAAAAGUAGGAUGAUCAAGAAUGGCAUGGAUUCAGGGUGACUAUAACAGUGAGAUGCAGGAUUUUAAGCAGGGAUCUGACCAACAAUUAUUUACUGAUUAUUUUUCCUUAGAUGAGGAUUCUAGUAGCAGUGAUGAUGUACCAUUGGAUGGGCUACAUGAAGAACUUAAAGGAUGCAGUAAUGAUGAUGUACCAGCAAAUAUAUUUGCCAAUGGUACAAACUUGCAGGAGUAUACAAGGGGAGUUGAGAGCAACUUACGCAGAGAUGAACAGGGAUACCUUGAAACCUAUAUUGAAGAGAGUGAUAACUUGGUCCUACUGCAUGGUCAGUUUCAUGAUUGUGAAAUAAUUUUGUCACAAAUAGGUUCUCUUCUGGGUGGGUUCCAGGUGGAGAUUGGUUCCAUUAGUGCAGAAAUAAAGAGUCUUCAGGAGAAAUCUAUGGAGAUGGGUAUGAAGCUAAAGAACCGUAAGCUGGUGGAAUUGAAAUUGGCAAAAUUCAUCGAAGAAAUUAUAGCUCCCCCCAGUCUGGUGACAGCUAUUAUUGAUGGAGAGGUGAAUGAGGAAUAUCUGAGACACCUGGAGGUCUUAAGCAAAAAGCUGAAAUUUGUUGGAAUUGAUUAUAUGUUAAAUGCAUCAGAAGUUUUUCAGGAUGUUCAGCAAGAGAUGGACAGACUUCGACAAACGGCAGUAGCAAAGGUAUUUGAUUUCAUCAUUGAGAAGAUCUAUUCCUUGAGAAAGCCAAAAACAAAUAUUCAAAUGUUGCAACAAAACUCCCUUCUGAAAUAUAGGUAUCUCAUUCUUUUUCUCAAAGAACAUGGCAAAGAGAAAUAUCCAGAUAUUCUAGCAGCAUAUAUUGAUACGAUGAACAAGGUGUUGAGUGUGCAUUUCUUUGUCUACAUAGAAGCACUUGAGAGACUGCAGAUGAAUAUGGCAACACCAAAUGAUUUAUUUGGAAGUGACUCUAAAAGCUUGGGUGUUCUUUUGAGAGUGCAGGAACAUUCCCAAAAACGUUCUUCAAUCUUUGCUUUAGGGGAGAGGAUAAACAUUUUGAAGGAAGUUGAUCAACCGGCUUUGGUUCCACAUAUAUCAGAAGCCAAUGCUUUAAGAUAUCCAUACGAAGCUCUCUUUAGGAGCUUACACAAGCUUUUGAUAGAUACAUCCUGUUCAGAGUACCUUUUUCUUGAGGCCUUUUUUGGAGAAGCAUCACUAUUGUAUGAAAUCUUUGCAGGAGCUUUCACAGUUAUUGAUGAACAUUUGAAACUAGUACUUCCAAAUUGUUAUGAUGCGAUAUGCUUAAUGCUUAUGAUCUGCAUAACACGGAAGCACCAGGUAAUUAUGUCCAGGAGGCGGAUUCCUUGUCUGGAUUCGUACUUUGAUAAGGUCAAUAUUUUCCUUUGGCCAUGUUUCAAGAAAGUAAUUGAUAUGCAUCUGCAAUGUCUGAAAAAUUGUGAUGUCAAAACAUUAUGGGAGGAUGACACUCACCCACACUAUGCAAUACGGUGCUAUGCUGAGUUUGCAGCCUCCCUUAUUCAGCUCAAUGUAGAAUAUGGAAAUAAUCAGCUUGAUAUGAACUUGGAGCAAUUGCAUAUGGCAAUUGAUAACCUACUUGUCAGGCUGGCCGAACGAUUUAGAAUACCAAAAUCACAAGCUUUGUUCCUUCUUAAUAACUAUGAUAUGAUUAUAGCUGUCUUGAAGGAGGCAGGUGACAUUGGAAAAAUUCCAACAUUCUUUGAAGAAAAGCUUGAAAGCAAUAUUUCUUUGUUUGUGGAGGAAUUGCUUUCGGAGCAUUUUACUGAUCUGAUCAAGUUUGUGAAGGCUUACGACGAUGAAGAGUCAACUUCCUUCACAGGAAGUCCAACAAUUGCUGAUGUUGAACCUUUGGUGAAGGACUUUGCAAUGCGGUGGAAAGCCGUUCUAGAGGCAAUGCAUAAAGAUGUCAUUACUUCAUUUAGCAAUCUUUCAUGUGGAAUGGAAAUUCUAAAAGCUGCGAUGGCGCAGUUGUUGAACUACUAUAACAGUCUCUCAGAAUGCGUGAAGAUGAUCCCCCGCAGUUCAACUUUAAACAAGUACCUGGUUUCCAUCACCUCAAUAUCCUACGAAAUCAGGAAAUACUCAAGGACAUUCUAGUCAGCAUGCUCGCAACAUUUUUAAGUUACAGAAGUAGUUGAAUGAGAAAAUUAAUCAUCUAGACUCAUGAAUCCUGCGAUUUUGUUUUAAAGCGCAGUAUUCAGUUCUUAUCACGAACCUCCUAAUUCUUUUUUUUUCAAAAAAGAAAUAAAAAUAAUGGCAUGUGUGGGCCUGAUUGGAGCUUUUGCAAAAGUGCUUUUUCAGUCUAGAACAAUAUACAAAUGGAGAAAAGGCCGAAUUUGAGGGAAUUCAUGGAACUAACGAAGACAAUAACUGAAACAACUGGUUACCAAUGCAGCAAUCCGGCGAACACAUUUACCAAGCCUUGAAUCAAAGUCUUUCUGAACAGCAUCUUGAUGGAUCGGCAUUCCGUACGUGGGAGACGGAACAAAGUAGCGCUGAUAUGAAGAAGCAUACAGAGGAGUAAUCUCCGAGAAUGGGGUCGCCUCGGCAGAGUUCACAAGGUUCACAAACGGUGGCAAAGGCGGAGCAGAGGGUUCAGGCCACGGCCAUACUGGGCAAUUGCAGCGGGGGCAGGAGGGAUCGGCUGGUUGGGUAAGUGUGUUGGGCUUCCUAUUCUUCUUUCUCCUCUUCAGUUUAGACCAGAUUUUGAGCUUCUUCAGUGUUUUGAUCAUUGAAAUGGAUGCAGAGGGGUUUGCUAAAAUAUGAGCUUCAGUUGGUAGGUAUGAAAUUCGGUCUCUUUGAAAAGGAAUGGGGAGUUUAUUUCGGAUUUGCUUUGAUUUGAAUUCAGGGGAGCGUUGCCAUAUUUGUAUGUGACCGUUGGGGGUUUUGGUCCCACCCACGUGGUUUCCACUGGUGAAAAUAUUAAAUUGGUAAAAAUGUAUGGAGACCCCCUCAAUGAUAGGCCUUUCUGAAACAAACCCCUGAACUACAUAUUUUCUCCUUUUUUAUUGGGACCUCUCAAACGUUUGAUUUUUUAGAAGUGAUUUUUUUAGCCAAAUAAAUUGGGAAUUUUACCAAAUUGAUUGAUAAUUUCAUCAAGUUUAAUAGUUUAAACUACUUUGUGGUGAAUAAUAUUAGAUUAGUUAACUGUUGAUAAUAGCAAAUUAAGCUAUGAAAUUCAAUCAAAAUUUUAUCUUAAUUAACUGUAAAAAAUUAAUUUUUUUAAAAAAAUAGAAGUUAGGGUGUCAAUCAAAAAGGUCAAAACUUAAGGGGUCCAUUUCAGAAUGGCCUAGAGGUGAGUGGUCUCCAUACAUUUUGCCUUUCAAAUUUUGAAGAAUCCACUCUGUCAAAGCAGUAUUGAUAAAAAAAUCCUACAGUUGAAAGUGCAGGGUCCCUUUAGAAUUAAUCUCUGAAUUCCAUGUCAAUAUCUUCAUAAUGCAACAUAUUUUUUUUUA